Sphaeramia orbicularis (orbiculate cardinalfish) is the source of this 2917-nucleotide messenger RNA. It is a transcript of the gene kcnq1.1, whose product is annotated as potassium voltage-gated channel, KQT-like subfamily, member 1.1. Gene Ontology annotation, molecular function: voltage-gated potassium channel activity. The record is from RefSeq and is a predicted model, not a curated record. The transcript has 17 exons. The coding region runs from base 214 to 2319 and encodes 701 amino acids. Gene Ontology annotation, biological process: potassium ion transmembrane transport. Gene Ontology annotation, cellular component: voltage-gated potassium channel complex; membrane. NCBI's taxonomy places the organism in Eukaryota, Metazoa, Chordata, Actinopteri, Kurtiformes, Apogonidae.
CACCACAGCCCCAGAGCUGCACAGCCAAGCUAAGGAAGUCCCUCCUGCUUUUGUGGGGCAACAGGAGCUCAGCUUCUGCGCACUUUCACGCGCUCCGGUGCGAUCAGGCGCGCAACAGAAGGUGAACCCACAUGGGCUGACAGUUGUUGUUUUGAGUUGGUGACGGAAAAAAAAAAAAAAAAAAAGUCUAUUUAAAGUUAACGGGAGGUUACAAUGUCCACUUCCGACUUGUGUGAGGAAAACACGCGCAGGGCUUCUGGGAUGGCACGUGCACACCGACCACCGGAUCUGGAGCUGACGGAAAGCGCGUACAAUUACGCACGAGGAGAAGAAGAAGAAGAAGGAGCAGAGACACCUGUGGGACACACGCCUUUCACUGACACACACAGAAUGCCGGGGGACGACAGCACUCACCUCUCCGUCCCCCCCGUGCACCUUCACCCCUACUUGUCUCACCCCCGGAUGUCCGUGCGCAUGUCGGUGUACAGCACCGGGGUGCGUCCGCUCCUCACCCGCGCAUACAUCCAAGGACGCGUCUAUAACUUCCUGGAAAGGCCAUCCGGGUGGAAGUGCUUCGUGUAUCACUUCAGUGUGUUCCUCAUCGUCCUGGCCUGUCUCAUCCUCAGUGUCCUGUCCACCAUUCCUGAGUACGAGGCCUUGGCUCACACAACGCUCUUCUGGGUGGAGAUCGUCCUUGUGGUGUUCUUCGGAGUGGAAUAUUUUGUGCGCCUCUGGUCAGCCGGUUGUCGCAGUAAAUACGUCGGCUUCUGGGGUCGACUGCGCUUCGCAAGAAAGCCAAUAUCAAUAAUAGAUCUGAUUGUAGUCGUGGCAUCAAUCAUUGUGCUGUCAGUGGGCUCCAAAGGCCAGGUGUUCGCCACCUCUGCUGUAAGAGGCAUUCGCUUCCUGCAGAUCCUGCGUAUGCUCCACGUGGACCGUCAGGGAGGAACGUGGCGUCUCCUGGGCUCUGUGGUCUUCAUCCAUCGGCAGGAGCUGAUCACGACCUUAUACAUUGGAUUUCUCAGCCUGAUCUUCUCCUCGUACUUUGUCUACCUGGCAGAAAAAGAUGCGGUGGACAGCGGCGGCUCCUCAGAGUUUGAAAACUACGCCGAUGCUCUGUGGUGGGGAGUGGUGACCGUGACGACCAUCGGGUACGGAGACAAAGUUCCUCAAACCUGGAUUGGAAAGACCAUUGCAUCUUGCUUCUCAGUCUUUGCCAUCUCUUUUUUUGCACUGCCGGCAGGUAUCCUGGGCUCGGGCUUUGCCCUGAAGGUGCAGCAGAAGCAGAGACAAAAACACUUCAACAGACAGAUCCCUGCAGCUGCCUGCCUCAUCCAGACAUCAUGGAGGUCAUUUGCGGUGGAAAACUUUGAAUCUGCAACAUUCAAGAUGUUUUUGAGAAAAAGAUCCACCAUCCACGCCCCAUCUCUGUCCACACCCAAACCCAAAAAAUCGGUAAAGAUAAGGAGGAAGCUGAAGAGCAAUGACAAGGACAACGGUCCAACAUCCCCCACAAUUCCCAGCAUCGCCUACGACUGUGUGUUGGAUAGUGGGAGGGAGCUGAGCUCAGAUGUUUACAGCACUGUGGGCACAGAUCGAGACCAGUCCUGGACAUCUUUAACUUCCCUUCAGUUCAGCUCACCACCUCCAGUGAAAAGAAACGCCGUCUUUUUGGAAGUCCAGACCCCCAGCCCUCUCAGGAGGAACUGUAGUUUUGCAGAUGAUUUGGAGCUGGAGGCAGAGCGAGAACCUGAUCUGACUCCUGCCACUUCAGUGUCACAACUGACUGAGUCCCACCGCAGAGCCAUCAGGGUCAUCCAGAGGAUGCGCUACUUUGUGGCCAAGAGAAAUUUUCAACAAGCUCGUAAGCCGUAUGAUGUGCGAGAUGUGAUCGAGCAGUACUCCCAAGGCCACCUUAACCUCAUGGUUCGAAUCAAGGAGCUGCAGAGAAGACUCGACCAGUCUUUAGGGAAGAUAACUUUGUUCCAGACGGGUUCAGACCGAGCUAAAGACAGAGGCAACAACUCCAUCGGAUCCAGACUCAUGAGAAUGGAAGACAAGAUAACACACAUGGACCAGGCCCUGAGCCGCAUCGCAGAAUCCCUGUCCUUUCUGCUGGACCAGAAGGAUUCCGCUGGGGGCCAAGGUGAAAGCAGGCCGAGAGCGCCACUCGGACGGACCUUCAACGUCCUCCAGAGCCAGGACAGUCUGCCGAGUUACGAACAACUGUCGUCUUCACCUUCAUCCUUCACCUUAAACUCUGCCACCGCCUCCACCUGCCCCCAAAACCCCAUCACCACUAAUGAGGAAGAGCGCUGCUGAAAUCGGAUUUAUCUGAUUAGAAUUCAUCCACACAGUCAGCAGUUUAAAAUGUUGCCAUUGUAUGUUUCUGCAAACCUUGGAUUUGUAUCAUCUCGUUUGUCAUUUAAGUGGAAGCUGCUUUUUUCACUCUUUUUUUUUUUUUUGCUCUUGAGGUGAUUGUAAUAGAUGAUACAUGAGUUUGCAUCAAACCCCCAUGCAGUAGAUGUUUAAGUUUAGGUUAUAAAACCCCUUUGGUGAAGGUUUGGAAAAGAUUAUGGUUCAGUUUAACUACAUACAGUAUUCAUUACUCAUUUUUAUGAAAUGGCGUCUGUGCAGAAGUGCCUAUCCCAGUGGUUCCCAACCUUUUUUGGCUCAUGACCCCAUUUUAACAUCACAAAUUUCUGGCGAGCCUAGUUCAGAAAAGCAUUGAAUGUAUAGACUUGUGUAGCCAAACCUAUGCCCAUGCUUUGUUAGCUCUGUACCAAUGCUAUAAAUCGGUCUGACACCCUUCAAUAUUGUUCUAGAAUUUAGUUUAGUUCAGUGGUUCCAACCUUUUUUGGCUCGUGACCCCAUUUUAACAUCACAAAUUUCUGGUGACCCCAGACAUACAAGACAGAGA